Messenger RNA from Annulohypoxylon maeteangense, 1024 nucleotides. RefSeq names its product DNA replication complex GINS protein PSF3. Lineage: Eukaryota; Fungi; Ascomycota; Sordariomycetes; Xylariales; Hypoxylaceae. The transcript is spliced from 2 exons. Gene Ontology annotation, biological process: mitotic DNA replication initiation. The coding region runs from base 330 to 896 and encodes 188 amino acids. The record is from RefSeq and is a predicted model, not a curated record. Gene Ontology annotation, cellular component: GINS complex.
UUCUUCAGUAGCUAAGCUCCCUAAAAGGAAUUGGAUUAUAGCGGCUAUUCACUAGAACCUAGGUCUCGGUUUUAGCCCGGACCCUACCUGCUAGGCACAUACACGUACCUAGUAGUAUGGAUACCUAGGUAGGUAGCAGAAACCCCAAUUUGCCCCACUACAACUGCCAAAUACUAAAAUCCUUCCACUUUCACAUGCGACGCGUUGAUCUUCAUGAUUCCAGGUUCAAGUAUUCUAUCGGCGUCUUCUUUUCGAGGAGCACUCAAAUAAGAAUGCGAGAUAUCUCAUGUCCAAUCCCAAUCCCAAUUCCAAGGACGUAGUAAUAUAACAUGUCUUAUUACGACAUAGACUCUAUACUUACGGAUGCCGAAAAAGUCCCUUGCAAAUUCGAGCUCGACGUACCCGAACUCGGCUAUCUAGACAAUAACCCAUCGCAUCCUCUCAAAGCUGGUACUUCGAUUGGCCUACCGCUAUGGCUCGCUGAACCCCUCGCUCUUACUAGAAGAGAACCAACUAGCUCGGAAGAAGAUUCCAAGUCGUUCGUCUCGCUUGACCUCCCACAGUCGUUGUCCAACGAAGUCAUGUCGGCCUUAAAGGCAGAUCCUCGUGCAGUGCCCCUUCGCGACCAAUCGCAUAACUUCUACGGGCUCGGAACUCGCAUGCUCGACGUCUUUGAGGAGAGGGAAAUAUGCGCGAUCCUCAGGCGGACCUUUGUCAUGAGAGCUACCGACAUUGCGCUCCACGCCAGGAAAGCCGGUGCCACCGAGGAUAUGGGUGUUGGCGCCGGUGAAGAAUUCCUGAGAGGGUUGGAGGAAUGGGAGAGGAAGCUUUUUAGGAAGGCCCACGAAGGUACUAAGGGAGGUAAGGAGUGGAUGGAAGGCGUUAAGAAACAUUGACCGACCUAGGUCGCCAACGAUUUAUCAUAGAUAUGCCAUUGUUGCUAUGGAAUAGGUACUUAGGUAUGAAUUAUUAGAUUUCUAUGAUAAUAGAAAGAAACUUGCAAAGAUUUACGUACGCACGUACC